CGACGAUCCAAUUCCAAUCUUAGCCAGACCCGGAGGCAGCAGCGACCAGCGAGCGACGCCGGCCGGCCAUGCUCUCCGCCGCUGCGUCCGCCAUACCCAGGCUCCGCUUAGCGUCGGGCCCGCGGCUGAGGCGGCCGUCGGCUAGGACGCACUGGCCGCGGCCACUCUCGUCCUCCAGCCACGUAACGCCCGUGGCGGCUGCGGGGGCUGGGGAGCUGGAGCCGCCGGACCUCACCCGCUUAGCCAACGCCGCGCGCAUCUCGCUCUCCCCGCAGGAGGCCGAGGACUUCGAGCCCAAGAUUCGUCAGGUUGUGGAUUGGUUUGGGCAACUUCAGGCAGUAGACCUUGAGUCCAUUGAGCCUUCACUUAGAGCUGGUACAACGGCUGAUAUUUCUUUGAGAAAAGAUAAGCCUGAAACAUUCGAUAACAGAGAUGCCAUAAAGGAGGCCAUUCCAAGUUAUGAUGAUCCAUAUAUCAAAGUGCCAAGAGUGCUGAACAAAGAAUGAUCUGUAGCAUGUAUAUCAGAAUUGUUAGAAUAUUAAUACUCUACAAUGCAGCAUGGUUAAACAUAAUGAUAAAAUUUGCAGAAAGAUUGAACGAGUCACCAGCAAGCUUAAUUGAUUUUGUGCAUUUCAAUUUGAUAAUGCUGUGAUUGAACAGAGCAAUCAGCAACCUUGCAUUGGGACAGGAUAAC
Zea mays is the source of this 694-nucleotide messenger RNA. RefSeq lists its product as uncharacterized. The record is from RefSeq and is marked provisional. The transcript has 5 exons. Gene Ontology annotation, biological process: mitochondrial translation; regulation of translational fidelity; glutaminyl-tRNAGln biosynthesis via transamidation. Bases 69 to 506 code for a protein of 145 amino acids. NCBI's taxonomy places the organism in Eukaryota, Viridiplantae, Streptophyta, Magnoliopsida, Poales, Poaceae. Gene Ontology annotation, cellular component: mitochondrion; glutamyl-tRNA(Gln) amidotransferase complex; chloroplast.